CGGCUACACUCUAUUUCCAAGGGUGUGAAGAAUUUUCCUUUUCUACGGUGCUUUGCCUGCAAGUUCUCUUUGGAAUAAUUAUCAUCGCUGUGGAGUGCCUGGCUAGAACAUCCUCAUCUGGGUCAGCUAAAAAAAGAAAGCAUGCAGGACGACAGCGUAGAAGCUUCUACUUCCAUAUCUCAGCUUCUAAGAGAGAGCUAUUUAGCUGAAACCAGACAUCGGGGAAAUAACGAGAGAAGCCGAGCAGAGCCUUCCUCCAACCCUUUCCAUUUUGCAAGUCCUUCUGGGGCUGCUGAAGGGGGCGGAGGCCAGGAUGAGCUUCCAGAUCUUUCAGCCUUUCUGAGCCAAGAAGAAUUAGAUGAAAGUGUGAACUUGGCAAGACUGGCCAUCAAUCAUGACCCUUCGGAGCAAGCAGAUGAAGUUCAAUCUAGAAAACAUCUUUCUUUGGACCAGCUGAAACCCUCACCUAAAUCAAAUUUUGAGCCUAACUUCUGCCAGGAUAACCCUCGAAGUCCUACCAGCUCUAAGGAGAGUCCGCAGGAGGUUAAAAGGUCCCAGUACAGUUCUGAAGCCCAGUCUAAAAAGGUAUUCCUAAAUAAAGCAGCCGAUUUCAUUGAAGAGCUAUCCUCUCUUUUCAAAGCCCACAGCUCCAAAAGGAUCAGACCCCGUGCCUGCAAAAACCACAAGAGCAAGUCGGAAUCUCAAAACAAAACGAUGCAGGAAAACAGCUCUGGUUUCUCAGAUCUGUCAGAAAGGCGAGAAAGAUCUUCUGUUCCCAUCCCGAUCCCUUCGGAUACCAGGGAUAACGAAGUCAACCACGCCCUUGAGCGGCAGGAAACCAAGAGGCGAGAAGCCGAGCAGGCUGCCAAUGAGGCGGCCGGUGGGGACAAUACGCCAGGUUCUUCCCCUUCCUCUUUGUACUAUGAAGAACCGCUGGGGCAACCUCCCCGGUUCACUCAAAAGCUACGGAGCAGAGAAGUUCCAGAAGGAACACGAGUACAGUUGGAUUGCAUAGUGGUAGGAAUUCCACCACCUCAAGUCAGGUGGUACUGCGAAGGCAAGGAGCUUGAAAACUCCCCAGAUAUCCACAUUGUCCAGGCAGGAAAUCUACACUCGUUGACUAUUGCUGAAGCCUUUGAAGAGGACACAGGGCGCUAUUCCUGCUUUGCUUCUAAUAUUUAUGGGACAGAUUCCACUUCUGCUGAGAUUUAUAUAGAAGGUGUUUCUUCUUCUGACUCAGAAGGGGACCCUCACAAGGAAGAGAUGAAUCGGUUCCAGAAGCCAAAUGAGGUACCAUCCCCUCCCACUACCUCUGCAGCCAUUCCUCCAGCAGUGCCCCAAGCCCAGAAUUUGAUAACUCAGUCCAGUGUGUCAACCAUUCAACAGUGUCAGAGCCCUACCAACUAUUUGCAAGGACUGGAUGGGAAACCUAUCAUCGCAGCUCCUGUGUUUACAAAGAUGUUACAAAAUUUGUCAGCCUCUGAGGGUCAGCUGGUGGUGUUUGAAUGCAGAGUAAAGGGAGCCCCAUCUCCUAAAGUUGAGUGGUAUCGAGAAGGGACCUUGAUAGAAGAUUCUCCAGAUUUUAGGAUUUUACAGAAAAAACCUCGUUCCAUGGCAGAGCCGGAGGAGAUUUGCACGUUGGUCAUUGCUGAGGUGUUUGCAGAAGACUCUGGAUGCUUCACGUGUACUGCAAGCAACAAAUACGGCACAGUGUCCAGCAUCGCACAGCUAGAUGUGAGAGGAAAUGAAGACCUUGGAAACAAUGGGUCUCUUCACUCGGCCAACUCCACCACAAACUUGGCUGUUCUCGAGCAGCAGCCAUCCCCGCCCAAGCCUGAGCGUCCUUCUGCAGAGCAACACCCCAAGCCCAAACUAGAAGGGGUUCUGGUGAACCACAAUGAGCCCAGAUCCAGCUCCAGGAUCGGGCUCCGUGUGCACUUCAACCUGCCGGAAGAUGACAAAGCAAGUGAAGCCUCCUCCUUGGAGAGCGGAGUGACGGCCACCCCCCAGACCAGGCCCAACUCUUUCCAGGAGAAGUUUAAUGGCCAGGCAACAAAACUCCAGGAGCCUUCCUCACCCAUCAAGGAGCCACCUCCAGUUCUGGCAAAGCCCAAACUUGAUUCCAUUCAGUUACAACAGCUUCACAACCAAGUAUUACUGGAACAGCAACAGUUGCAAAAUCCAUCUCCCUCAUCCCCCAAGGAGUUUCCUUUCCACGUUAGCGUUUCGAACUCCUCUACUGCCCCAGCGGUGACAAUGUCCAGCAAGCCAGGGAAGACUCCAUCAUCCCAGACCUUCAACUUGGCCCGGCCGAAGCAUUUCUUCCCCUCCACAAGCAGCACCCCGGCUACCACCCCGGCAACUCCUUCCAGCUCACCUGUGCUCACCUUGAGCAGCACUCCGCAAACCCUGCAGAGGACAGUGAGCAAAGAGAGCCUCCUAAUCUCUCCGCCCUCCACGCAAGCCAAAUCUCCAAGCAGUGUUUCCAUCCAAACCGAGCCACCCGCUGCAGGUCCCACGGAAUCGACGCACUCAGCGCUCACAUUUUCCAUCCCCAGUGGAAACCAGUUUCAGCCCCGCUGUGUGUCGCCAACUCCCGUCUCUCCCACUGGCCGGAUUCAGAACCCAGUGGCUUUCCUCAGCUCGGUUCUGCCCUCUCUGCCUGCCACCCCGCCCACCAAUGCCAUGGGACUGCCUAAAAGCGCACCGUCCACGCCAUCGCAAGGACUGAUGAAGAAAACCACCAGGUCCUCUCAACCAGUGACUGACGAUUACAUUCGUGAAACUAAGAAUGCAGUGAUGCUCGACUUGGGGAAGAAAGUGAGUUUUGGUGACAUCAGAACAAACCAACAGGAGUACAAAAUUUCAAGCUUUGAGCAGAGGCUGAUGAAUGAAAUAGAGUUUCGUUUGGAACGCACUCCUGUGGAUGAAUCAGAUGAUGAAAUCCAACAUGAUGAGAUCCCCAAGGGCAAGUGUAUUGCCCCCAUCUUUGACAAAAGACUCAAGCACUUCCGAGUCACAGAAGGUUCACCGGUCACAUUCACCUGCAAAAUUGUUGGAAUACCUGUUCCAAAGGUAUACUGGUUCAAAGAUGGGAAGCAGAUUUCUAAAAGGAAUGAGCACUGCAAAAUGAGGAGAGAAGCAGACGGGACAUGUUCUCUACACAUUGAAUCCACUACCAAUGAUGAUGACGGCAACUAUACCAUCAUGGCAGCCAACCCCCAGGGGCGAAUCAGCUGCUCCGGCCACUUGAUGGUCCAGAGUUUGCCCCUUCGCAGCCGCCUAACCCCAGUGGGUCAGUCACACAGGGGAAGGUCCCGACUGCAAGAAAGAGACAAGGAGCCUCUGCAAGAACGCUUUUUCCGACCACAUUUCCUGCAGGCUCCUGGAGACAUGGUCGCUCACGAGGGGCGCCUCUGUCGGCUGGACUGUAAGGUGAGCGGCUUACCGCCCCCGGAGCUGACCUGGCUGCUCAAUGGCCAACCUGUGCUACCAGACGCCUCCCACAAGAUGCUGGUCAGGGAGACAGGAGUCCACUCUCUGCUCAUCGACCCGCUCACCCGACGCGAUGCGGGCACCUACACGUGUGUUGCUACCAACAAAACUGGGCAAAACUCCUUUAGCUUGGAGCUCACUGUAGUAGCCAAAGAGGUCAAGAAAGCACCUGUGAUUCUAGAGAAGCUGCAGAACUGCGGGGUUCCCGAAGGCCACCCGGUGCGACUGGAGUGCCGCGUGAUCGGCAUGCCUCCACCCGUGUUCUACUGGAAGAAAGACAACGAGACCAUCCCUUUCACCAGGGAGAGGGUCAGCAUGCACCAGGACACAACAGGGUACGUCUGCCUCCUCAUUCAGCCAGCCAAAAAGUCAGAUGCUGGCUGGUACACGCUGUCAGCCAAGAAUGAAGCUGGCAUCGUGUCGUGCACUGCCAGGUUGGACAUUUAUGCUCAAUGGCACCAGCAGAUCCCACCGCCCAUGUCCAUCCGGCCCAGUGGCAGUCGCUAUGGCUCUCUCACCAGUAAAGGACUUGACAUUUUUUCUGCCUUUUCCUCCCUGGAAAGCACAGCGGUGUAUUCGUGCUCCUCUCGGAGUGUGGUGGAGAGUGAUGAACUUUAAGACCAUCCUGGGUGCCUGCUGGAAGGGGGAGAGCAGUGCAGGGAGAUGGAGGAGGAGGAGGAGUCAGCAGCAGUAUCCAAGCAACUGGAUUUGAGUGAGUUCCCACCCUGCUGGAC
Ochotona princeps (American pika) is the source of this 4229-nucleotide messenger RNA. RefSeq names its product myopalladin (gene MYPN). The transcript is spliced from 20 exons. Lineage: Eukaryota; Metazoa; Chordata; Mammalia; Lagomorpha; Ochotonidae. The record is from RefSeq and is a predicted model, not a curated record. Bases 142 to 4113 code for a protein of 1323 amino acids.